Molecule: messenger RNA, 2843 nt
Organism: Nothoprocta perdicaria
Lineage: Eukaryota; Metazoa; Chordata; Aves; Tinamiformes; Tinamidae
Gene: DNAJC11
Product: DnaJ heat shock protein family (Hsp40) member C11
Exons: 15
Coding region: 57-1622 (521 amino acids)
Biological process (GO): cristae formation
Source: RefSeq, a predicted model, not a curated record
GCUGCUCUCCGCAGGCCUCCCAGGAAGAGCUGAAAGGUGCCUACCGCCGGCUGUGCAUGCUCUACCACCCAGACAAGCACAGAGACCCCGAGCUCAAAUCGCAGGCCGAGCGGCUCUUCAACCUCGUGCACCAAGCGUAUGAAGUGCUUAGUGAUCCACAAACCAGGGCCAUUUAUGACAUUUACGGGAGAAGAGGACUGGAAAUGGAAGGUUGGGAGGUUGUGGAAAGGAAGAGAACUCCAGCUGAAAUCAGAGAAGAAUUUGAGCGUUUGCAGAGAGAGAGGGAAGAGAGAAGACUGCAGCAGCGAACUAAUCCAAAGGGAACAAUUAGCGUUGGAAUAGAUGCCACGGACCUCUUUGAUCGUUAUGACGAAGAAUAUGAGGAUGUGCCAGGGAGCAGCUUUCCCCAGAUUGAAAUAAAUAAAAUGCACAUAUCGCAGUCCAUCGAGGCGCCGCUGACCGCCACAGACACAGCAAUUCUGUCCGGGAACCUCUCCACCCAGAACGGGAAUGGAGGCGGCUCGAUUAAUUUUGCUCUGAGGCGGGUGACGUCUGCCAAGGGAUGGGGAGAGAUGGAGUUUGGAGCAGGAGACCUUCAGGGACCUCUCUUUGGUCUGAAGAUAUUCCGUAAUCUUACACCAAGAUGCUUCAUCACUACRAACUGCGCUCUGCAGUUCUCAUCCCGGGGCAUCCGGCCGGGCCUCACCACGGUUCUAGCCCGCAACCUCGACAAGAACACGAUGGGCUACUUGCAGUGGCGCUGGGGCAUCCAGUCAGCCAUGAACACCAGUAUUGUUCGGGAUACAAAAACCAGCCAUUUCACAGUGGCGUUACAGCUGGGAAUCCCCCAUUCUUUCAUGAUGGUUAGUUACCAGCAUAAGUUUCAGGAUGAGGAUCAAACACGAGUGAAAGGUUCUCUCAAGGCAGGUUUCUUUGGGACCAUAGUGGAGUAUGGCGCAGAGAGGAAGAUUUCUAGACACAGCAUCCUAGGAGCCACCGUCAGCGUUGGUGUUCCCCAAGGAGUGUCCUUGAAAAUCAAGUUGAACCGGGCUAGCCAGACCUACUUCUUCCCUGUCCACCUAACAGAUCAGCUGCUGCCUAGUGCUGUAUUUUAUGCCACCGUGGGACCCCUAGUUAUUUACUUUGCCAUGCACAGGCUAAUCAUCAAACCUUACCUCAGGGCACAAAAGGAGCGAGAGCUGGAGAAGCAAAGGGAGAGCACUGCCAGUGACAUCCUUCAGAAGAAGCAGGAAGCAGAAGCUGCAGUCCGGUUAAUGCAGGAGUCUGUCCGGAGGAUAAUUGAGGCAGAAGAAGCCAGAAUGGGUUUGAUUGUAGUGAAUGCCUGGUAUGGGAAAUUUGUCAAUGACAACAGUAGGAGGAAUGAGAAGGUGAAAGUAAUAGAUGUGACCGUGCCCCUGCAGUGCUUGGUGAAGGACUCCAAGCUCAUCCUUACAGAGGCCUCCAAGGCUGGGCUGCCAGGUUUCUAUGACCCCUGUGUGGGUGAGGAGAAGAAUUUGAAAGUGCUUUAUCAGUUCCGGGGAGUCCUGCACCAAGUGAUGUCAGCUGACAAUGAGGCCCUGAGGAUACCAAAGCAGUCUCACAGAAUUGAUGCAGAUGGCUAAUCUGGUGAGAGUCCGUCUGUUACGAUGCCUGGGUCAACAAACUGCAAAAGCUUCCCUGGGAUGUUACAAGUGUGAGCAGAGACAUUUUUAUUUUUGUGAUCCAUAUAGGAGGUGGUGUCACACCAAUUAUGUUAGGAGGCAAGAUAAGAACCUGCUUCUGCAGGUGGCUCCGAGGCAAUACUGCUCUGAAUUGUGGCUCGGUAACCAAUAAAGCAACGUGACUCUGAACACGCAGUGCUUUCUGCUGAGGUUGUGCGAACGGGCACUGAGCACCGGCCCUCAUUCUGCCCCUCUUGCGGGCUGCAGUUUGGCCACGGGCAGUUUGUGUAGUCUCACGUAUUUCUUCUUGCACUGAGCAGGAAAGAAGACCUGUUGCGUGCACUUCUCCUACUUCCUGGGGUUGGUAUCACCUUUCUGUACUGCUGAGGGGAAGGGAGGUUCUGUGGCUGCCUCCAGCAGAGCUUCUGUGCAAGUCCUGUUCUUGGAGAGAGGCCAGAGAUUGGGUUUUUCAACCCAAAUCUACAUUUGAAAUGUACUUGUUACAGACAAGUAUGUUUGGAAUGAAGUUUGUUGAUUUUUGUAAUGGAACACAGACCUCUUCACCUUGAAACCAUCCAGCUGCUCCUAACACCCAUUUUAAACAGUGCUACUUCAGAUGAAGGCCCUGGAUAUAAUAGUCUGUUUAAUUCCAUUCUGCCAACUAGAACCCYGUUCAACAUGGGGUUCUCAAGAAAGUAGGGAAGUAAAGUGACCAGAAGGACUGUAAUUCAUUUCAUCCCGAUGUGGUGCUGCAGGUCUCUUCCCCUCUAAAACCGAGGAAUGUAGUGGAUAUAGUAAAUAAGACCAAAGGAAGGAGAGCUGUCAAAUGGAGCAAAGACCUGAACCCUUGAGUUGCCUCUUCUAAAAAGCAUCAGUUGUGACAUAAAUUCCCCGCAGUGGUUUUGCAUGGAAGCCAUGCCCAUGAUUUUGCCAGGAAAGGGGACACUCGUUCUGGCAACACAGCAACUGGAAGUGGCAGCUUUUCACUGUCUCCUUCCACAGCACGGAGGGAUUUUGUUUUAUGUGGAAAAGGGAUAAAUCAUGGCUGAGCUGUAGUUCACUUUGUGGCGUGUUCUAAAAUAGCCUUUAACACUUACAUGCAGGAGAUGCAUAAAAAAACAUGUAUGGGCACCACAUUGCUGCUCUUGAUAAUUCCUGCAGCARAUCACUUCCCAGCAAGCA